Molecule: messenger RNA, 666 nt
Organism: Carlito syrichta (Philippine tarsier)
Lineage: Eukaryota; Metazoa; Chordata; Mammalia; Primates; Tarsiidae
Gene: BBC3
Product: BCL2 binding component 3
Biological process (GO): release of cytochrome c from mitochondria; positive regulation of apoptotic process; intrinsic apoptotic signaling pathway in response to endoplasmic reticulum stress
Cellular component (GO): mitochondrion
Source: RefSeq, a predicted model, not a curated record
UGCCCCCCGCCCUGGUGGCCACACGCCGGCCCAUGCUGACAUUCCCCUCUCUCUCUUCCGCAGAGACAAGAGGACCAGCAGCGACACCGCCCCUCGCCCUGGAGGGUUCUGUACAAUCUCAUCAUGGGACUCCUGCCCUUACCCAGGGGCCACAGAGCCCCGGAGAUGGAGCCCAACUAGGUGUGACCCGCCCGGGGGGCGUCGGGGACUUGGGGGGCAGGCCCCUCCCUCCUCCUGACACCCUGGCCAGCGCGGGGGACUUUUUCUGCACCAUGUAGCAUACUGGACUACAGCCCUGCCUGUCCCAGGGGUGGGCGGGGGCGGCCACUCCAGCCACUCCAGCCCCGCCUGGGGCCACGGCGGAGACCUGGACUCCUGGGUCCCGGCGGAGAAGCCGACGGACUCAGCAUCGGAGGCGGCGGUGACCGAGGGGUGGGGACCGAGCCACCCACCUCUCGCGGCCCACCACCAUCUCAGGAAAGGCUGCUGGUGCUGGCUGCCCGUUCCAGCUGCAGGGGUGACACUGGGGGUUUCCUCCCGGCGCGCCUUCACUCUGGGCCUGGCCUCGGGCCCCUGGUGCUUCCCCCCCUCCUCCUGGGGAGGGGGUCCGUGAAGAGCAAAUGAGCCAAACCUGACCACUAGCCUCCCGGAGCCAGAGCGGGGCGC